CCCGCCUCCCCAGCCCCUGCUUCCCCGCGCGCCGGCCGCGGAGCCUGGUCCGGGCUGGCCCCUCUGCUGCCCCGGGAGCGGGAGCGGGCCAUGCCGCCGCGGGAGCUGAGCGAGGCCGAGCCGCCCCCGCUCCGGGCCCCGACCCCGCCUCCGCCUCCGCGGCGGCAGAGCGCGCCCCAGGAGCUGGGCAUCAAGUGCGUGCUGGUGGGCGACGGCGCGGUGGGCAAGAGCAGCCUCAUCGUGAGCUACACCUGCAACGGGUACCCCGCGCGCUACCGGCCCACGGCGCUCGACACCUUCUCCGUGCAAGUCCUGGUGGAUGGAGCCCCCGUGCGCAUCGAGCUGUGGGACACGGCGGGACAGGAGGAUUUCGACCGGCUCCGCUCCCUCUGCUACCCCGAUACCGACGUCUUCCUGGCGUGCUUCAGCGUGGUGCAGCCCAGCUCCUUCCAAAACAUCACGGAGAAAUGGCUGCCCGAAAUCCGCACCCACAACCCCCAGGCGCCCGUGCUGCUGGUGGGCACCCAGGCCGACCUGCGGGACGAUGUCAAUGUACUGAUUGAGCUGGACCAGGGCGGCCGGGAGGGCCCCGUGCCCCAUCCUCAAGCCCAGGGCCUGGCGGAGAGGAUCCGGGCCUGCUGCUACCUGGAGUGCUCGGCCCUGACGCAGAAGAACUUGAAGGAGGUGUUUGACUCGGCCAUUCUCAGUGCCAUCGAGCACAAGGCCCGGCUGGAGAAGAAGCUGAACGCCAAGGGCGUGCGCACGCUGUCCCGCUGUCGCUGGAAGAAGUUCUUCUGUUUCGUUUGAGCAGUUGUGGCAGUGUAGUGAGUGGUAGACAGGAGUCCAGAGACUUCUGGAGCCUGGGGCACCUGGCAGGGCCUGGCCACCCCAGGGGACCCAGAUCCCAUCUGAACACUGAGGACAUGGGCCCUAGCUGUCCACUUGAUUCUCCAGAGGGAGCCCAGCACCUGACUUGGAUUUCUUUGGUCAAGACUAAGAGGAAAACGCCGCCACCAGCCAGGUUCGCGGGGUCUCUUAGGGAACCCCCAAGUCAGCUUGGCUGAGUGAGGACCCCCUGUGGUGGUCGUCAGCCCCUGAUGGUCAUCUUGGAGAGUGGAUGUGGAGAGAAAUGUGGGGUGGAGUGAGGAAGCAGAGGCCAGAGGGAGCUUGAGGGAGCGGAAAGUGAGGUUUGGAGUCCCGGGACAGGAGGCAGGUGAGAGGGCAGGACCCAGAAGGAAGAGGGCAUGAAGGGAGGGAGCGCAGAGGAGGAGGGCAGCUGUGCGGCGGGCUGACACCUGGGCUGGCCUCCACCCCCAAGGCCAGGGAGGGUGGGGCUGGUCCCUGGGAAGAACCGGGUCUCUGGGCUCCCUCGGCACUGCCCAAACUGGCUGGGCCAGAAGUGGGGCAGGAAGUGAGAGUCAAGGCCCAGCAGAGGGAGGGGGAGGCGCUGCAAAUUAGAGCCUGGAGGAGGAAGGGGUCGGGGGUCAUCCCCGUCCCCAAGGUC
Messenger RNA from Perognathus longimembris pacificus (Pacific pocket mouse), 1504 nucleotides. It is a transcript of the gene Rhov, whose product is annotated as ras homolog family member V. Bases 91 to 807 code for a protein of 238 amino acids. Gene Ontology annotation, molecular function: GTP binding; GTPase activity. The transcript is spliced from 3 exons. Lineage: Eukaryota; Metazoa; Chordata; Mammalia; Rodentia; Heteromyidae. The record is from RefSeq and is a predicted model, not a curated record. Gene Ontology annotation, biological process: small GTPase-mediated signal transduction.